GAUUGCACGUCAACUUAUGUGUGGGAUCGGAUGAAAAAAAGGAUCGAGAAAAGGCGUAUUCAUAAAUAAUGCGAAUAAGUAGUUGGUUUUAGUAGUUAUCUACAUCUCCUACCAUGGCUGAACUAGAACAACUUGAUGAAGAUAUCAAAGAAGAGAACACAUCAUUAUGCACUAAGCCAAGUACAUGGAAGGGUUUCCUUAGUAAUACAAUUCCAAAUACAUUUCCAGUUUUUAAGUCUCGCAAUGUUAAGAAGGUAGCCCUUGGUGGCAAGCAUGCAGCCUUCUUGACCAGUGAACAUGAGGUUUUCUGUUAUGGUUCAGGAGAAUAUGGCCAACUUGGGCAUAAGAAAUUCAGUGAUGUUACAAAACAGCCGGUGCUUGUGAAAGAUAUAAAGGGUGAAAAUGUAAUUGAUGUUGUCUGUGGGUUGAAUCAUACAGGUGUGGUCUGCGCAGAUGGCAUUGUCUUCUGCUGGGGCGAUUCCAAUAGUGGUCAGUGUGGUACAGGUCUGCUGGACAGAAUUAAUACACCUCAACAAGUAGAGUUCAAUGAUCCUGACCAUGAUCCUGUCAUCACUCAGCUUGCUUGUGGGGACAUGCACACCUUAGCUCUUUCUACAAAAGGAGAAGUGUGGGCCUGGGGAAUAGGACAUCAGCUAGGGUUGGGCACUGGCUCAAACAGCAUAUCCACUCCAUCAAGGCUUUCAGCAUUUGGUGAAAGGAAAGUCCUCAAUAUCUGUUGUGGAGCUGCUCAUAGCUUGGCUGUAGUGCAGAAGGUUCGUUCUCCAAAGGCAGCUACUGACUCCUCUGUCACAACUGAAGAUGUUGAUGUGGAUGCUACAUUAUGUCCUAAGUGUAGCCAAGAGAUGUACUCUUUCUCAGAUUUAGGUGACACUGUGUUCAUUACAGAAACUCAUGUCUGCAAGAAUAAGGAUGUUACAGAAGUAGAUGAGACAUCCACCCGAAGUUUUUCUCCAGAUAGUAUUGAUGUACAGAUACCAUGUAAACCAAUGAGAAAAGACGUUCUGAAGAAAAGUCAUGAACGCAAGAUGUUAAUAGAAGCGGAAGAAACUGGUUCUGUAUUGUCCACAGAAAGCCAAGGAACAUAUGUUUUGGAUGAAUCUGAGAAGGAUACAGUUGAUGCUGCAGCAGCACAUGAAGAACUCAAAACACCGGUUGCCACAGAGGAUGUACCAGAUGAUCCUGAAAAAGAUGAUUCAGAAUUAACAGGAUCCUUUCCAACUGGUAGAUCUGCUAAAGAUUUUUUAGAAAAGCAGAUGGCAUCAACAAAUCGUGCAAUACAUGGGACAGCGAAGACAUCAAAGGACAAGCUUCUGGCAAGCUUGCCAACAUCAGUGACAUCAAAUCUUGAAAAACUUUUGAAUUACAAAUUCAACUUCAUGGGAAAAGAUCAGACAUCAUCAAGCCUCUCACCUAGUACAGAAUUACUACAUCAAGAAGCAGACUUUGAAGUUGAAGAACCUGAAUUAAAUGUGUUGGAUAUGAGUUGUAUCCCAGUAAAAGGUCGAAGGUCACAUCUGGAGGAUCUUGUAGAUGAAAUGACAAUGGUUACAGAAGUCUGGAGCUGGGGCAAAGGAAAUGUUGGACAACUUGGCCAAGCAGAUGUAUUAGAUAGGCCACAGCCAACUGUUAUUCGACAUCUCAAUAACAAGAACAUUGUACGGGUGGUGGCAGGAUCAGGCCAUUCUAUAGCUAUCUCCAACUCAGGCCAGGUGUACACAUGGGGGUCUAACACUGAUGGCCAAUUAGGUCACACUGGACAACUAGCCCCUAAAAAAAUAAAGAUUCCAAAUGGUUCUAUUGUGUGGGAUGCAGCAGCAGGAUCUGCUCACACGCUCCUACUCGCAGAUGGCAGUAACAACCAACCUGAUAUUUACUACUUGGGAAAACAACCUAGUUUAGCUGAGUUAAAAGAAGCCAAAGCCCAGUCAAGUGAGAAAGAUACCAGUGCAAGUAAAGAUGGAGGACGGGAGGGUAGUGCAAAGAGUAGAAAGCAGGCCACUGUUAGCAUCACAAAAGGCCCUACGGUCAAAUAUGCAGCCAGAGCCAAACAACCGGAACGAAUGGCAUUUAUUAGGAAAGAGUGUGGAUGGGCAUUAGGCGUGGCAGCAGCUGGUGAUUCAUGUGCCUGUGUAUCUGAUCGUAACACAAAUGGAUUGGUGGCAGGCUUUUGUGAGUUUGCGGCCUUGGAACGCAAUCUAUUUGCCCAACUGAGUACGGUCAAGUCAACAGUCAUCAGGUCUCUACAGACAGCUGAUAUAUCCAAAAUUUUGCUUGGUAGCAUCUAUGAACAGCCAUACCAAGACUUCCUCGACACCUUCAACAGCGUCUCAAACCUUGUCUGUCAAACAGCUGUACAACUUACAUCCAUUCUGCAACAGCGUCUUGAUGUAUCAGAAUUACUGCUGUUGAAGAACAAAGAAGAGUAUGUUGAGAUCUUUGCCAAGUACUCCAAGGCUGUCUGCCAGCUGAUCAAUGUUGCAGGCUUCAGUCAUCUGGGUAAACUUACAAGUGAUUCUCUGAGUAAACAUGAGGCAGUGUUGACUGACUUGGUCGGUGCAGAACUCAAGGCGGAAGGCUAUGGCAGCAUGCUCAGAAAUUUGUUCAAACGGCCGGUUGAUAGAAUUUUAGUCUACAGUGAUAUUUUGCAUAGACUUAGCCAGCUAUACUCACCGAAAUCCCAAGAAUGUAUGUUGCUAAGGGAUACAACUGCAUUAUGGGACAAUCUUUCUAAGGAUGUGAAGAAGCACCAGGAAAUAGCAGAAGAGACCAGGACAUUUUGGGAGUCUUGCCCACCUAAACUACAGGAAAAUAUAAAAAAUGCAGACCGGAGAGUUAUUCGAGACAGUAGGAAGAAUUCACUACAGUUGGUAAAUGCCAGCAGACUAUCUGUUCAUUGGUUUCUACUGUUUAGCGAUGUCUUCGUUCACGUACAGACAUUUGUUGUAUGCAUUGGUAAAAAAACACAGAGCAUAUCUCAUUAUAUCUAUCCCUUGAACUUGGUAUGGGCAGAGCCAGUCCAAGACUCUCAACAAUCCAGAAAUACAAUUCGCCUAGUAAUGGCUGAAGAAACCUUGCUGCUUUCAACGACAACACCAGAAGAAAAAUCAGAGUGGCUAUGGUGUAUUAAUGAUGCAAUUGAUGCCGCGCUGAGCAGCAGACAAUUGGUGGACAGGUCUGACAGUGCCACCUCCCUGUCUCCAGUCAGCAAUGGGCAACGAGUCCCUCCAAAGCUUCACAGGAACGGCUCUUAUAAGUUUGUUUCACACCCUAAAUUCAAAGAUGCUACUUAUGAAGGGGCAUGGUGCUUGGGAAAACCACAUGGAAGAGGUAAACUCACCUGGCCAGAUGGUAGGUUUUACCAUGGGAACUUCUUGCAUGGUGUCCAGCAUGGGUAUGGUAUCAGUAGCAUUCCCAGUGCUGAUGGUAAAUCUGUUAAUGAAAAGUUCGAAGGUCAGUGGUUGGAAGGAAAAAGACAGGUGUUUGGCACCCUAAGAUACCAUAAUGGAGAUGUAUACAUAGGCAGUUUCUUAGACAACAUGCGACAUGGACAUGGUAUACUGGAGUGCAAAUCACCCUCAAGCCUGUACAUAGGGGAGUGGCAGAAGGACAAGAAACAGGGCUAUGGUGCUAUGGAGGACAGCCAGAGAGGAGAAAAGUACAUGGGAGGCUGGCAAGAUGGGUACAGGCAUGGUAGAGGCUUCGUCAUCACCCUUGAAGGCUUGUACUAUGAAGGAAACUUCACACAAAAUAAAUUAACUGGUGUUGGACUCUUGGCAACAGAAGAUGGUACUUGUUAUGAGGGAGAAUUGUCUACUGGUCCCACACUCAAUGGAAAAGGAACACUAACCUUACCAAAUGGUGAUUUUAUAACUGGCUCUUUCACUGGUUUGUGGGGUGAUGGUGUCAAAGUUAAUGGUGUGUUUAGCAAGGCAUCAGAUGACUAUGAUGUAUCAAGAAAAUUGGGAAAGUUUACAGUUGAUGCUGCUUUUAAGUGGGAGGAGCUAUUUGGUCAGUGCAGAGCUGCUAUUGGCUGGCAAGGUGAUAUUGUCAAGGAAACAGACAAGGCCUGGGAUAUGGUUGCUGUGUCAAUGAACAAUGCUAAAAUACUACUGGAGAGAGAAAGGCAAGGCAAAGGGUUGUCAAGCAGUGGGAUUGAUUGUGCUGGCUUGGACAUGAUUCCUAAUGUAAAUAGGGACAGGUUGACAGAGGUAGAUCUUAAAACUAUUCAAGAUUAUCUAGAAAAGGCAUUCAACUCCAGCUUGCAUCCACUUGGAAAGCUUGUUGAUAACCUUGUGCACGCAUUCACUAAUACGUACCUUGGCAUAGGGGCGCAUCGACGACUGCUGCCGUACGCUGUCGACGAGAUCAAAUCCUUUGUCAAGAGACUCAGUGACAUAGUCAAGGUACUUUUUCCAAGUUUACCUGGUAGAAUGUGCAAUGGAGAAGUCCCAGUUUCUGCACCAAUGCCUAAUGUGGAAGUAAAUCCUGAACUAUCGUAUUACUAUGACUAUGGGAUGAUGCAACAAGGGGAAGAAAACAAGCCAGAAGUUAAACCUACAAAAGAUGUCAGCCGGGCUGUGCAAGUAAGUAUUGAAAGUGUGAUGCACCCAUUACUGUUACCACGUCUGUAUCCCGCAUUGUUUGCGUUAUACGCCCUCAACCAUGACCAAAGUGACGAUUGCUACUGGGAACGCCUCUGCCGACUCAACAAGCAGUCAGACAUUCCAUUGAUGUCCUACCUGGGAAUACACAAGAAUCUUUUGCUUCUACCGGAGCAAAGAGACCAGGAUACUCAAAGAAGGUACUCUGAAACUACUGAUAUAUGCUAUAAGGAAGCUGUUGAAAAUUUGCGAAACUUAAGGAUUCGUCAUCUUGGGUCUGAAAUCCAAUUUAUUGAGGACCUAAUGGAGCAUGAGGUUGUAAAUGGCAAGCUAGGCAUCAUGUUUACAACACUCAAGGCAUGCUAUUUCCAGAUUCAGAAUGAGAAUAUUCCACUGUAAGCUAUCGGGUGCCAUGGUAAUAGUACAAUAUUGAUUGGUUGCUAUGAAUGUGUAUCUGUAGUGGUUGAUUUCACCCAAAGGUCAUAU
Molecule: messenger RNA, 5108 nt
Organism: Anneissia japonica
Lineage: Eukaryota; Metazoa; Echinodermata; Crinoidea; Comatulida; Comatulidae
Product: alsin-like
Source: RefSeq, a predicted model, not a curated record